Messenger RNA from Symsagittifera roscoffensis, 2626 nucleotides. Its product is annotated as leupaxin-like. Lineage: Eukaryota; Metazoa; Xenacoelomorpha; Acoela; Convolutidae. Gene Ontology annotation, cellular component: Z disc; nucleus. The record is from RefSeq and is a predicted model, not a curated record. Bases 1 to 1497 code for a protein of 498 amino acids. Gene Ontology annotation, molecular function: transcription coregulator activity. The transcript has 8 exons.
AUGAAUGAAACAGGUGGAAAUCAUCUCUCAGAACUUGAUUCCUUGCUAAACGAGCUGCACAGUGCUACUGCAAACAACGCAAAAAUUCUUCGCAAUGAUAAUGCUGCUGAUCGGAAUCAAAUGUUCAAGCCACCCCUGGAUAACCUCAUAAAUGACCUUGAAUCUUCAAUUAAAUUAAAUGAAACGCGUGGUGUGCGCUCUUCUACAUCUUACGAUGGAAGAGUCCACCAGCAGCCCCAACCGCAGUCAAGUGAUAGGAGAUACAUGCAAGAAACAAACAUAGACGAUGUUGCACCCAAUCAAGGCAGAUUUUCAGCGCCAGCGGGUGCUCAAGAUGACACCGAAGAAAUUUACGAUAUAGCCACAAUCUCAAAUUCUAAACAUCAUGCAAAUCCUGAGGACAUUUAUGACAACGCAAUAUAUGAUACAAAUUACUAUGUGUCUGAAAACGUCGAAUCUUCAGAAGCGAAUAGAAAUUCAGAGGCGCCUGUUAGCGAAGUAGUUUCUGUUCAGAGCGAGUUUACUAAAGAGCGAGUUUACUCGGAGCAAACAAACCACUCAGAGAAAACGGUUUCUAACUCAAAUCAAAAUCAGCCACCGUCAGCUAAGUCUAGAUUAUCGCGCGGUGAUAUGGAACCAGCAAUGAAUCAAUCAAAAUUAGUAGAUGGUUUUCCAGUUAAUGGCGAUUUCCAGGAAUGCUACGAUGCCGUGACUCAAAAAAUGGCUUCAAUGGGAGUACAUGCACCCAGUAAAGGAACGUGUGAAAAAUGUGGAAUGACUAUUCAUGGACAGAUAGUGACUGCACUGGGAAAGCUGUGGCACCCGCCCUGUUUCUCAUGUGUGUUAUGUGUGAGACAACUGGCCGGGGAGACUGACUUCUUUGACAGACAUGGGGAGGCCUUCUGUGAGUCUUGCUACCAAAAGAGCUUCGCGCCCAAAUGCCACCAGUGCAAUCAGCCAAUCAUAGAUACGUUCGUUUCGGCUCUGGACCAGAACUGGCACCCAGAGUGUUUUGCGUGCAGUCGCUGCAGCCUGAAACUGGGCGAAGGAGAGGUGACUUACCAUGAAGGAGUAGAUGGUAAAGUGUAUUGUGGCAACUGCUACUCACACUUCUGUGCACCCAAGUGUCGGGGCACUAAGUGUGGUGGCCAAAGCAUAGACAGACAGUUCAUAUCCGCACUUGGAGGCCAGUGGCAUCCAGAAUGUUUCGUGUGUGCGGAGUGUGAGUGUGAGUUCUCUAGCAGUGGCAACUUCUUCGAGUUCGAGGGCAAGCCCUACUGUGAAACCCACUACCACAAGAAGAGGGGAUCCUUAUGCCAUAGGUGUGCUCACCCAAUCACCGGCAGAUGCAUCACGGCGAUGGGCGGGAAGAGGUUUCACCCAGAACACUUCGUCUGCGUGUUCUGCAUGAAACAACUCAACAAAGGAACCUUCAAGGAAUACAAACAGCAACCAUACUGUCAUCCCUGUUUUGUAAAGCUAUUUGGCGGACACUAAUAACUAUUUAAUUGGCCUUGCUGGUCGUUGAUAGAAUCCAAUAUCUGGCUUAUCGAUUAAAAUGUUUCAAAAAGCACUCUGUUACAUCCUCUUCAAGAGUGUGAGAAUAAGCUAAUUGACAAAUCUGAUGGUAUAGAAAUAUCAUUUAGAAAGAAGACUCAAUAGCCAUUUAGAAAAGACAUCUAGAAUCAAGUACGACAUAGCCUGGGUGUGAAAGUGAAAUAUCGGUGUACCUAAUCCGAGUCGGGCCAGAUAUUGUUAUGCUUUCCUUGUCGUUGAACACGAAUGAAAAUAAAGUUUCGGUUUAUUUGAAAUUUGUAUUUCAAUUUAGAAAAAAAACAAGUUGUGGGUGCAGAUUUUUAUAAUUUUACGUAGGUUAUUAUGAUUUUUUUUUCAAGUUAAUUUUGAAUACUUAAAAACCAUUUUCAUUAUUGCCGUCUUGCCAUAUAUUUUCUGCAAAAGCUAACAUUUCAUAACUUAAAUUUUAUCUAUUCUGUGCUUGCUCUGAAACCGUAUUUUAGUUCUAAAAGUAUUUUAAUUUCUGAUUUCAUUUGAUGACUUGAAUAUUUUCAAUGACAUGUUUUGUCGUCCAAAACUCAAACCAUUAUUUUAUCUAUUAUUUGCAAUUACUGAUCAGUAUUACAAAGUUUAUUUUGACCGGUACCAGUAACAUGUUGAAAAAUAACCUUAAAUCCUUCAGUGUUAUAGAUUUUAACAUUUCUUGGCGUAGCCGCCCACCUAGCUUCUUAAGACUUGAAUGAGCGGAUAAAUUAUACAAAUUAGUUCUUUUUCUCUCUAAGAUUCACUUCAAUUUUAUUUACAAUUUACGUGGGCUGUUGUUUUUUUUUCUGGGUUAUUAGAUUUUUUUUACUUCUCCACAUUAGUUGUCUAUCAGACGAGGUUUCGAAGUGCAUAUCUUCCUUUUAUGUUUGCAUUAGAAGUAGCUUGAGUUUGUAGUAUUUGUUAAAUGCUCUCAAUGUCCUCGUAAAACUAAAUAACAAUUUUGAAAUUUUAAUUUUUAAUUUAACUGUAAAAUAAUUUGAUUUGAAUUAAUUAUUUGAUUGUAUGUGUUCAGACUAACUUUGUUAAAAACACUCUAAAUUGAUGAUAAUUUAGUUUUAUAAGCUUG